AUGAAGGCAGACAGCAGUUCAUCCAGCGCUCAACAUGCCGUCUACAGCCAUGAGUUUUCAUCUGGAAUUAGUUUCGUGGAACAAAACGACUGUGGUCGUCGCCUUACUCGUCCCGACAAGGAAGGAUCUCGCGAAAAUCGAUUAGAACUACUGCCUAGCGUAGCGGAGGCCUCUCAUAGUUACAGAAGGGCGCUGAUAGUGCCUCACGUGACUAUCACCAGGCUGUGCACAAAAAAACCUAGAUAUUUGAGCUCCUUGUCACCGAUUCAAGAGAAUACCACAAGCGUAAAGAGAGUAUUGAAUGACAAGGUUCACCAUUUACCUCUGGAUAUGGCGGUUGGAGAAGACACGAGACACGUUCAGGAAGCUGCGCGUCCUGUCGACGCCUUGAACCAAUGCGAUGCCACAACAUUGGAAAGAGAUCCUAAUGUCACUGGCAUAGAGUAG
Molecule: messenger RNA, 447 nt
Organism: Bipolaris maydis ATCC 48331
Lineage: Eukaryota; Fungi; Ascomycota; Dothideomycetes; Pleosporales; Pleosporaceae
Source: RefSeq, a predicted model, not a curated record